UUGAGUACUCGUGGUCUCAUCAAAGAGAUGGAAGUAGCAGAGAAGAACAGAGGGAGGAAAGGUCUGAUCUGCAAGACAUGGGAACGAUGCAGAUCAAUGGGUAAUCGUGGCAAUAGAAAUAGAUUGUCACCUACGCCCAUAUCGAAGAGUAGAUCAUGGCCACGCAGUGCCAACUCCCCAGACGAGAGCAAUAGCAGCAAACGCAGCAGCAAGAGACGCCAAGUUGCACCAGAAGGAUGCUUCACGGUCUAUGUUGGGCCGCAGAGACAGCGUUUCGUGAUCAAAACAGAGUAUAUCAACCAUCCGCUCUUCAAGAUGCUUCUGGAAGAGGCAGAACUCGAGUACGGUUACAGCAGCCAAGGCCCUCUUUCACUUCCUUGUGAUGUCGAUCUCUUCUAUAAAGUGUUUUCUGAAAUGACUGAGAGAAGGCCCGUAAGGUUGCAGUGUUGCCAAGGGGUAUGCUUCUUAUCACCUUCUCGGUCCAUCUCGGAUGUUAGCCAUGAAAUGUUUCUGAAUUCUACAUAAUUGAUUUGUGUUGAGAUCAAGAGAUAGAGAGAGAGAGCCAA
Molecule: messenger RNA, 566 nt
Organism: Telopea speciosissima
Lineage: Eukaryota; Viridiplantae; Streptophyta; Magnoliopsida; Proteales; Proteaceae
Product: auxin-responsive protein SAUR71-like
Exons: 1
Coding region: 28-525 (165 amino acids)
Biological process (GO): response to auxin
Source: RefSeq, a predicted model, not a curated record